AUGGUACAGGCACAGGCAGGCACCCUGCCUCCGAUAUUCACUAUAUCUGAUGAGGACCACGGCGGCUACACUGCUGUCGCUGUCUACACUCUUCUCGCUCUGACCGUCUUCGUGGUCGUCACUCGACUAUCAGCAAGAUAUUAUAUCGGGAAAGUAGUGCAAAUCGAUGACUAUCUGCUCGCAGGGGCUACUGUCCUAGCGAUCUUGCAGAGCGUGUUUGUGCAAUUAUCAAUCAGCCAUGGUCUCGGAAAAAGGCAAAAUACUGUCUCGGACAGGAACCUAAAUCUUUUCGAAAAGAUACUGCUCAUCGCCACUGUUUCCCUAAGCAAACUCUCCAUCAGCCUACUCUUCAAGAGCUUGAUGAACAGAGGGUUUUCCCAAUGGGCUAACUGGGGAUUGAUAAGUGCAAUUGUCGCAUGGGCUAUUGCAUCCAUCGUCGCUCUCGCCGCGCGAUGUUCGUCGCCUCGUCCGUGGGAUUUUGUAAACGGAGAAUGCGACAACAUGGCUGUCAUGUUCCAAACCAUCGGCGCGUUCAAUAUCAUCACCGACGCAGCCAUAGUUCUUCUGUCAUGCGGCGUGUUGUGGACUGUGCAUGUCUCCAUGGCGAAGAGGGUGCGAAUAAUCGGCUUGCUCGCAAUUCGAAUUGUCGUCAUUGUGGCCGUUGCCUUCCAGAUACACUACUACGAUGUUGUUGUUACGUCCUCCGACAAGACGUGGGAACAGCUAUACGCCAGCAUCUGGGACCAAGCGGUGCUAAACCUGAGUAUCAUCGCUACCUCAAUUCCAUCGCUCGGCCGUCUUGCCCACGAGCUACAGCCCAACGUCAACGCCUUCGCCAUGACCGAGAACCACGGCCUGCGCGCUCGUGACAAAUACACAAUAUCAACAUUUGCGAAUCAUUAUCCGCGGCGUGCAGCCGAAGCCAACAUGUUAGGCACCCACACUUCCGUCGUUCAUGGAAGCACAGAUGACGAUACAGAGAGUAUGGAAGCACUCGUCCGAGAAGGCUUUCAGCAGAAUGUGUUUGUCCAAAGGACAGUUGAAUUAAAGGUUGAAUAG
This is a messenger RNA of Talaromyces atroroseus, 1059 nucleotides long. RefSeq lists its product as hypothetical. The record is from RefSeq and is a predicted model, not a curated record. The coding region runs from base 1 to 1059 and encodes 352 amino acids. NCBI's taxonomy places the organism in Eukaryota, Fungi, Ascomycota, Eurotiomycetes, Eurotiales, Trichocomaceae. The transcript has 6 exons.